Molecule: messenger RNA, 2323 nt
Organism: Oryza sativa Japonica Group (Japanese rice)
Lineage: Eukaryota; Viridiplantae; Streptophyta; Magnoliopsida; Poales; Poaceae
Source: RefSeq, a predicted model, not a curated record
CACUGUUUUAACCCAAAGUGCCAAACACAUACUGAGAGACCGCUAGUGCUGGGACUGGGAGGAGAGCGCAGAGGAAGAGGAAUACUGGAAAGCUGACGAAAGAGGCAAGGAAAGGAAGGAAGCUAGCACGCACAUAUCCAGCCAGCCCAGGAUUGCAGAUUGCUAUCCCUCUUAUUCUCGCAACCACGCUGAUCCCAAACCCCAUUCCGCCUCUCUCGGCCGGUCUCUCCUCGCGGGAUAGGAGAAAGUCAGCGGCGGGCGCGAGGUCGGUCGAGUGGAGCGGCCGGCAAGAAGAGCGAGGAGAUUUAGGAGGGGGAGAUGAAGCCCGUCGAGCGCGCCAAGCUGGUGCGGAGCCUCCGGCAGGAGUCGCGGCGGCUGCGCCUGCUCGUCCUCGUCAUCGGCUUCUUCCUCGUCACACUCACCUUCGUCGUCAUCUCCAAGCCCGACGCCCUCCUCUUCAACCUGAACGGCCGGCUGUCGGUGGAUCAUGCGCCGCGCUCGCUCCUGAUCCGCCAGCGGAUCCACGCCGACUCCAGGAGAUCCGCCGAUACCUUCCCCGCCGCCGAGGAUCCCAAGGUGGUGGACGAAGACGAAGGCGCCGAGGACGCCACCGCCAAAGGGACUAGUGAGGAGGAGAAGAGGCUACUCAGUAGUGAGCCCGAGCAAGGCAAGAACGAGGAGGCGGCCACUGCAUCUGAGGUGUUAGGUGGUGGAGGCGAAGAGGAUAAUAAGAACGGCGAGGAAGAGGGGCACACACAGCAUAGCAAGGUGACCCUCCCGACUGUUUCCAAUUAUACCAUCCGUGAUGCUGAAGACACUGACAAUGGCAAGCAAGAAGAUGGCAAACCGAAUGAAAAAUAUGAAUUUGAGAUGGACGCGGACAAGGGAGACAAUGUGGAACCAGAAACUGAUAAUGAGGAGUGGAACAAGAAACCACUAUGUGAUUUCUCAAACUUCAGAGCAAAUGUCUGUGAGAUGCGGGGCAACAUUAGGAUUCAUCCCAAUGCAAGUUCUGUCAUGUACAUGGAACCUGCCAGUUCAAAGAGAGAGGAGAUAUGGAAAGUUAAGCCUUACCCUCGUAAAGGUGACGAGCUCUGCCUCGGCCAUAUUACAGAGAUAACCGUGAAAUCAAGCAAAGUGGCACCUGAGUGUAGCAAGUAUCACAAUGUGCCUGCAGUGGUCUUUGCUCUGACUGGAUACACUGGAAAUCUAUUCCAUGACUUCACCGACGUGCUUGUCCCUCUUUUCACAACCGCAAGCGAAUUCAAUGGCGAAGUUCAAUUCCUAAUCACAGACAUGGCUAUUUGGUGGACAAGGAAGUAUAAGGUGGUGUUUGAUAAGCUAUCCAAGUACCCCUUGAUUGACUUCAACAAUGACGAUCAAGUGCAUUGCUUCAAGCAUGCAAUUGUUGGCCUUCAUGCUUACAUGGAGUUCACAAUUGACUCAUCAAAAGCUCCACAUAACUACUCAAUGGUGGAUUUUAAUAGGUUCAUGCGCAGGACCUACUCACUGCCUAGGGAUUUUGUAACUGCGCUUGGUGAGAUUCCCAAAGCCAAGCCAAGACUGCUCAUUAUAUCCAGGCAGAGGACAAGAAUGUUUCUCAAUCUUAACGAGAUAGUGGCGAUGGCUGAGGAGAUAGGUUACGAGGUGGUGGUUGAAGAGGCCAAUGUGAGCUCUGAUCUCUCCCAUUUUGGCAAGGUUGUCAACUCUGUUGAUGUGAUGAUGGGUGUCCAUGGUGCUGGACUCACCAACUGUGUGUUCUUGCCACAAAACGCUACAUUGAUUCAGAUUGUGCCAUGGGGUGGACUAGACUGGAUAUCAAGAAUUGAUUUCGGCAACCCAGCGGAACAAAUGGGCCUGCGUUACAAGCAGUAUAGCAUUGGUGUACAUGAAAGCAGCCUUACUGAUCAAUAUCCCCUAGAUCAUGAGAUCUUCACAAAUCCUCUUUCGUUCCACAAACAUGGAUUUGAAUUCAUCAGGCAGACCUUCAUGGAUAAGCAAAACGUCAAGCUUGAUUGCAACCGAUUCAAGCCUGUACUCUUGGAGGUUCUUGAUCAAUUGAAUCAAUAGAAACCACUAAUAUAUUGCAAGCUGGGGCACUGUUUUUGUCCACAAAUUUUUGGUUUCACCGUUCUUUAUUUAGUAAAAUUUGUUGGCCAUCUUCUGAUUACAUGAGCAAGGCAGGAAUUAAUUUAUUUGUCUAAUGUGUAGAAAAUUAUGCUGCCACAUGGAUUUAAACUCAGAUAUCCAUGAUGUGUCAUCUAGAUCAUAUUUCUCGAUUGGAAAUAGAAAAUAAUUUAUUUUUUACUUGUAAAUUUUUGUC